UAGCUACAGUAAUGAUGCAGCAGAAAGGAAAAUUAGAAAAAUUAAAAUAAAAUCAGUGCAGAACUGACAGAAAUUUGCAGAAUUAGAAAGAAGUUUAAAUGCUCAGGUUGCUUUGUUAAGUGAAACUUUCCAAAUUAGCUUUCCCAAUUCCAUUAUAAUUAAGCAUCCUCUCCUCCUCAGCAAAAUGUCAUUAGUGUCCAAGAGCGUGUUGGAAAUGUCGUUUGCCGGUGAUGAACCACCGCUUGAAUACAUUGUCAAAGGAUGCAAUUUUGCUCCUUCGGAUUUAUCCUCCUGCUCCUUGUCAUCUCUAUUUCCUGUUAUCGAUAUCAGUCUCUUCUCCUCGUCUUCUGCUCACAGUAACAGCAAGGAGGAAGUAGACAUUGCAUUGGAAACACUGAGAUCAGCUCUCAGCUCAACGGGGUGCUUCCAGGCGAUAGGACAUGGGAUGUCAAGUUCAUUCCUUGACAAUGUGCGUGACGUGGCAAUUCAGUUUUUUGAACUUCCAGUUGAAGAGAAGCAGAAAUAUGCCCGUGCUGUGAAUGAGUCUGAAGGGUAUGGGAGUGACAUGAUAGUUUCAGCAAAUCAAGUUCUUGACUGGUCUCAUCGCCUCAGUCUCAGGGUAUUUCCUGAAGAACGAAGAAGGAACAAUCUUUGGCCAGAAAACCCUAGUGAUUUCAGAGGGACCUUGCUGGAAUAUGCCCUGAAGACAAAUUCUGUGAUGGAUCUUCUCUAUAAGGCCAUGGCGAGGUCACUGAAUUUGGAAGAGAACAGCUUCUCAGGCCAGUUUGGUGAACGAUCCCUAAUGCAAGCCAGAUUCAACUUCUAUCCAAGGUGUUCAAGACCUGAUUUGGUUCAUGGUGUCAAACCUCACACUGAUAGAUCAGGCAUUACAAUUCUCUUGCAAGACAGAGAAGUUGAAGGCCUUCAAAUUUUAGCAAAUAACAAAUGGGCUAGAGUUCCUGUAAUUCCUGAUGCUCUUGUCGUCAAUCUCGGAGAUCAAAUGCAGAUAAUGAGUAAUGGAGUAUUCAGAAGCCCAAUGCACAGGGUAGUGACAAACACAGAAAGGUUGAGGAUAUCUGUGGCCUUAUUCCAUGAACCAGAGCCAGAAAAAGAGAUUGGACCUGUGGAUAGCUUGGUGAAUGAGCAAAGACCAAGAUUAUACAGACAUGUGAAAAAUUAUGGUUUUAUCAACUAUGAGUGCUACCAGAAAGGGAUAGUAGCAAUUGACACUGUGAAAAUAUAAUCCUCCACUCUUCUAGCAAUCUACUGUUGAAUGUAUCAAAACUAUAUGAUUAUGAUCCUAAUGUAAUAAUGUCACAAACUCCUUGGAUUCUAAGUUCAUUGCAGCUCUGGGAGACUAUUUCCCUAGCUAUCUUGUCCGUUCUCGAUAUCAGGCUUUUCUAAAGCCCAAAAGAGUUCAAUGGAAGUUUGUCAAUGCAGCUCUACUGUAACAGCAUUUCCUGAUCAAAAGCUAAACAGAACAGUGAGUACUAACUGCUUUAUUGUA
This is a messenger RNA of Hevea brasiliensis (rubber tree), 1507 nucleotides long. RefSeq names its product protein SRG1. The record is from RefSeq and is a predicted model, not a curated record. The transcript is spliced from 4 exons. Bases 185 to 1243 code for a protein of 352 amino acids. Lineage: Eukaryota; Viridiplantae; Streptophyta; Magnoliopsida; Malpighiales; Euphorbiaceae.